CAUAAAAUAAUUCUUCUCCUUCCAAGAAAAUGUACACUACACUUCGAUGAAAACAUCCCCCACUACUAAAUUAUAACCAAUCCCACCUCCAAAAACGAGCAAUCGGUGAUACAUGUUUCAUUUUCAUAUGAAAAGCCUAAACCAAUAUAGCUUCAUACUAUUCUUCUCCGCCACCACCGCCACCGCCCUCAUCUCCUCCGCCCUGUGCUUCACGGCUGAGUUCAAGAAAUCCAAGAAAAAUGAUCUCAGAUUCAACGAAAAGCUCUGCCAUCUGCCCCAGAGCUCCAUUUUCGGGCUCGGCAUCGCCGCCUUAAUCUCUCUCACUCUCUCUCAGAUCAUCGGAAGCUACUUCAUUUGCAGAAAACUCCAUUCAUCACACAACAAAUCCACUGUGAAAAAAAGGCUUUCAUUUUCAUGCAUUUUGAUGGUUUUCUCAUGGAUGAGCUUUGCGGUUGCUGCUGUGUUGAUUGGUGGAGCCACAAGCAUGAGCCGAAGCCAGCCGUAUGGAGAGGGAUGGCUUGAUGGGGAAUGCUACUUGGUGAAGGAUGGAGUCUAUAUCGGCUCAGCGUUACUUAGCUUAGCGGCGCUCGGUUUGACUCUCGGCUCAGCCGCCAUCGAGAUGAACCGAAGACAAGCUGAAGAAGAUAGGAAGGUUCAUGCACAAGUUGAUGAAUGUGUAGAAAGCACAAGUUGAUGAAUGUGUACAAAUAUAUUAAUCCCUCCGUCCCACAAUAAGAGUCAUAUU
This is a messenger RNA of Salvia splendens (bonfire salvia), 745 nucleotides long. Its product is annotated as protein MODIFYING WALL LIGNIN-1. The transcript is spliced from 3 exons. Bases 113 to 694 code for a protein of 193 amino acids. The record is from RefSeq and is a predicted model, not a curated record. Lineage: Eukaryota; Viridiplantae; Streptophyta; Magnoliopsida; Lamiales; Lamiaceae.